Triticum turgidum subsp. durum (durum wheat) is the source of this 801-nucleotide messenger RNA. Lineage: Eukaryota; Viridiplantae; Streptophyta; Magnoliopsida; Poales; Poaceae. The record is from the annotation of a GenBank genome assembly.
AUGGAGGGGAGCAGCAGCGGCAAGCACUUCAUGCUCGUCCACGGCCUCUGCCACGGCGCGUGGUGCUGGUACAAGCUGGUGCCGAUGCUCCGCGCCGCCGGGCACCGGGUCACCGCGCUCGACAUGGCCGCGUCCGGCGCGCACCCGGCCCGCAUGGACGAGGUGGCGUCCUUCGAGGACUACUCGCGGCCGCUGCUCGACGCCGUGGCCGCGGCGCCGGCCGGCGAGAGGCUGGUCCUGGUCGGGCACAGCCUCGGCGGGCUCAACAUCGCGCUCGCCAUGGAGAGGUUCCCGUGCAAGGUCGCCGCGGCCGUGUUCCUGGCCGCGUGCAUGCCGUGCGUCGGCAGGCACAUGGGCGCCACCACGGAGGAGAUCAUGAGACGGAUCAAGCCGGAUUUCUUCAUGGACAUGAAGAGGAUGGCUCUGAACACGAGCCAGGGCCCUCGACCUGCACUCGUGUUUGGCCCAAAAUUAUUGGCAGCAAAGCUGUACGAUCGAAGCUCAGCUGAGGAUCAGACGCUGGCUACGAUGCUGGUGAGACCGGGGUGCCAGUUCCUGGAUGACCCCACGAUGAAGGACGAGGCGCUGCUCACCGACGCCAACUACGGGUCGGUGAAGAAGGUGUACGUGGUGGCCAUGGCCGACGCCUCAAACUCCGAGGCGAUGCAGCGCUGGAUGGUCGACGACCUGAACCCUGGCACGGAGGCCGAGGAGAUCGCCGGAGCCGACCACAUGGCCAUGUGCUCCAAGCCCAGGGAACUCUCUGAUGUGUUGCUCAGGACCGCCAACAAGUAUGACUGA